AUGGACAUGUCUAACUCAUCUCGCCCUCCCGCCAUGUCGACCUUUCCUGACCUCAUGAAUGACCCGGCUUUGGACGAGAGGGAGAAGGGUUUUGAAGACAUCGACACCUGUCGGAUCUGUCACGGCGAGGCUGUUGAGCCAGAUGACCCGCUCUUCUACCCUUGCAAAUGCAGUGGCAGUAUAAAGUUCGUUCACCAGGUGUGUCUGGUGGAAUGGUUGGCUCACUCGCAAAAAAAGCACUGUGAGCUCUGCAAGACACCCUUCCGCUUCACCAAGCUCUACAAUCCGAAUAUGCCCCAGACCUUGCCCACACCUCUUUUCAUCAGACAUGCCGCGAUUCAAUGUUUCCGAACCCUGGUGACAUGGCUGCGCUUUCUUCUUGUGGCGUUUAUUUGGUUGGGAUGGUUACCAUGGUCGAUGCGUGCAAUCUGGAGGGCACUGUUCUGGCUCGCAGACGGCCGCUGGUCGGCGAGCGGGGAUGCUCAGCAGCAACUGAUGGAAUCUUCCCAAGAGGGUGUUUCUCAGUGGGCUGGAAAUGGGACGGCAUCAAACGCUGUAUUCAGUUCGUUGGCCUCGACGGCCGCGAAUGUUAUGACAUCUGCUGCAUCCGCUACAUCGUUACCGCAAGCUUCAGGGAUCAACUUCCCAGCCGGCGACCCACUGAUGCUCACUCUGAUCAAGAAGAUCAUUCCGAACCUGUUUCUUCCCGCCUUUUCAUCACCGGCUGGACAAAAUGUUACGAGUCCAAAUGGCACGACAGGUAUCACCAAAAACCGAUACCCAUCCUGGCUGUCUGAUGUGAAAUUCCUUAACUCCUUGACACGAUAUCCGACCAUCAAUAACAUGAUCAUCGAUAUGUUAGAAGGCCAGCUGAUCACUCUUCUUGUCGUCAUUGCUUUCAUUCUUCUUUUCUUAAUUCGAGAGUGGGUGGUCCAGCAACAACCCAUGGCUAACAUUGCGGAGGGAGAGCGUGAAGCGGCAGUGCAGCUCAUAGCCAAUGAUCGGCUGAACGAGGGAGUCAAUCGAGCCAAUGAGCUCCACGAGCAACCCAACCGGCUUAACGAGGAAGAAACUGCCAAUCGAGAGGCUCGCCUACGUCAGCCUCCAGUAGAGCACGAAGGAUUCUACGGCGGUCACUUCCCGAAUCGAUCCGCUACGAAUUCACCUGCACCCUCAUGGACAGACUCUGAUGAUGGACUUCCUGCGCUUGAAAGAGAUGUACCUCGUCGCGAUGUUGUUGCCAGCGAUCUCUUCUCUGGAAAUGCUGAGAUGGAUCAGGGCCGACCAACUUUCGAACAUUCAGAGCAGAUGCCCCAUGCCGGGGCGACAAUGUUCCGUGAUCUUCUAGCUCGAUCAAAUGGCGAUCGCGGCGAGAUGCUGCGAAUCAUACGGGAGGAAGGCCUUGAAGAUGAGCUUGACUGGAUAGUUAACGCGCUUACUGGGCCUCUUGACAACGAAAAUGUGGCUGGGCCUUCAAAUCAGUCUUCUCAGCACUCUGCAAAUGCCUUGAAUGAGGAGCACGAUACGCCUGCAGCCCGAUUGCCCGAGUAUGAGCAAUCGCCGUUUGCUGCUGAUGCAAACGUAGCAUCAUCUACCGGAAAUGAUCUCGGGGCCACGGACGCCCAAGACAUCCAAGAUAGCUCGGACAUUCGGGACAAUGAGCUACCCAAAGGGGUUAUGGGGCGACUGGCAAACUGGUUCUGGGGAGAUCUCAACUUUUCUGAGCAUGAUGUUGCCGAAACUCUUCCGGAAGACGAUGCCCACGUUGUCCAAGACCCAGCUUUCGAAGACCCAUUUGUGCCUGUCCAAGCCCGCGUGGAGGAGCAGCCCCUUGAUGUGGUUGCAGAUGCUGCAGCAGCUGAUGCUGAUCCCGACGGUAUCGAGGCAGAUGAUUUUGACGGAAUCAUGGAUCUUAUUGGCAUGCAAGGCCCGAUCUUCGGGUUGUUGCAAAACGCCGUCUUUUGUGCACUUCUGAUUGCUUUUACUGUGGCCAUAGGCAUCUGGCUACCAUAUCUGUGGGGCAAGAUUGCCCUGGUUCUGCUUGCAAAUCCCUUGGAACUUAUCAUCGGCGUGCCGAUGGCUGCUGUCACGGUGAUUGCCGAUAUCGCUCUUGAUACCUUGAUUGGCGUUGUAGGCUAUGUCAUGUACUGGCUGAGCUUUGUCUGUAGAGUUGUCCUCAGUCCCUUCGGCGCCUUUGUCCCAGCCAUCGAUUGGAUUCCGCGCGGCAAGUCUGUUACCAGCACCUCGCUGUCCCUCAUUGAUGCCAGUACCAAUCGCCUUAAUAAAGUGGUCAAGGCGUUCCUUGUCUUCCACGAGUCAGAUAUUCCCAUGUUUUCGGUGAUAUCACAUCAGGCACUCAAGCUUCACCAGGCGCGUAUUGGUUCGGUCUUCCGAUUUGCAUUUGACACCAUGAAGUUUAUUUUGCACGACUUCCCACUUCGCCUCAUUACCCUCGGACUCCCAGGGGCAUUGUCCUUUGACGUUGACCUGUCCUUCUUGCAAAAAACCAUAUCUCAGACUCAGCAACACCUAGGCAGUCUGUUUAAGACGCCUCUUUUCAAUUCGGGAAGCAAGUUGAUGGAUGCAGGCGCCGUAGGCGCAGCAGAUGUCGCCAAAGCAACCUUAUCUGUUGACUAUGACUUGGCCGUCUGGGAUACGAAAGAUCGAGCUGUCGCCAUCUUGAUGGGAUACACGCUCGCAACCAUGGUGGGCUUCCUUUACCUAAGGAUCAAUGGACUCAUGUCUGGGGCGAACCGCGGGCAACGAGUUGAAGGCAUUGUAGCAGAAGUUCUCCUCCAGGCAGGCGGAGUCAUGAAGGUAAUCCUCAUCAUCGGAAUUGAGAUGAUUUUGUUCCCUCUUUACUGUGGUACACUGCUCGACCUUGCCUUGCUUCCUCUGUUCUCCGACGCAACGGUGGUCUCUCGCAUCGCAUUCACAGCCUCUUCACCACUCACGUCGCUUUUUCGUCCACUGGUUUAUCGGAACAUGCUAUAUGUUCCAUUUCGCCUUAUUUGUGUCCUUGUGUCGGAAGAUCUUGCGAAGCGGGACUUUAUUCGCGAUCCAGACGAUCCAACUUUCCACCCGAUUCGCGAUGUUCUUGAACGCAGCAUCACUACGCAGCUCCGCAAGAUCGGAUUCAGUGCGAUGGUAUACGGUGCACUGGUCAUAUUCUGCCUCGGGGGAGUAGUAUGGGGUCUCUACUAUGCAUUCGACAGCGUGCUGCCCAUCCACUGGUCCUCCAACGCUCCUAUGCUCGAAUUUCCCAUCGAUUUACUGUUUUAUAAUUUCGUCAUGCCAUUGGCAAUUCAGUCCGUCAAGCCCUCAGAUGGCUUGCACGACUUAUACAACUGGUGGUUCCACAAAUGCGCUCACUACUUGCGUCUCAGCAAUUUCUUCUUCCCGGAGAGACAUCCCGAGGAGGAGGGUCACCAUGUCCGGCGUACCUGGUGGAGCCUGCUGUCCGGAAGUAAGGGUGACUGGGAACAUCCAGUCAUUGGGGAGGAGGAACAGGCUGCCGCAGAAAGGGAACACCGUGAAACUUACUUCCUGCGGGACGGCAGAUACGUUCGCGCCCCUGCUUCUGAUCAAGUCCGCAUUCCCAAGGGAACGAAGGUCUUUUUGGAAGUGACUGAAGACAAUGAACGUGUCGAUGGAAGCCCCGAUCCCGACGAUGGACUCCACGGUCGGACUAGCAAUAUGUUCACCAAGGUGUACAUACCUCCUUCUUUUCGGACUCGCAUCGCCGCUUUCAUUCUCUUGAUUUGGCUCUUUGCUGCCGCUACCGGGGUAGGCAUCACUAUUGUUCCCCUGGUCAUUGGGCGGAGAAUAGUCGCACUUUACUUCUCCAGUCCCGUUCCAGUUAACGACAUCUACGCCUUCUCAUGUGGACUGUGUGUGGUUGGUAGCCUUGCAUACGUUGCCCUUUCUUGCCACGCGGCCGUGUUGGCGAUGAAAGAAAACCCGGGCUCAUACCUGCGAUCCCCUCGAGAGGUGGGCCGGGUUGGGUUUGACCUGACAUUGGAUGCAGGCCGCCUGCUCUACAUGUCAGCUGUCUUAGUAGUCUUGCUCCCGACAUUGUUUGCGAUUUUGACUGAGCUGUACAUUCUAAUACCAGCACACACCUUGAUGGGAGAUGGUCCCUCCCAUGUUGUCCACGUGGUUCAAGACUGGACACUGGGGGUCCUAUACGUACAGAUGGCGAUCAAGUUGAUCCUGUGGCAUCCGCAGUCGCGGCCUGCUGUCAUUUUCUACCGCAUCUUCCAAGAUGGAUGGCUGCGACCUGACGUCAAAGUAGCGACUAAAGCUCUUGUGCUUCCAUUGACGCUGUUUACUGCUGCAGCAGUCUUCAUGCCCCUAGCAUCGGUGGGGUAUUGCGAUGGACGAUCUUCUAUGCGCAAGUCUUUGAUCUACCGUUAUGCGUAUCCAGCGACCCUGUCGGUCGUGUUAGCCGCGUGGACAGUCCACUUGGUUCAUCGCCGAGUAGCGAUCUGGCGUAUCAGCAUCCGCGACGACGUAUACCUAAUUGGGGAGCGUCUGCACAACUUCAGCGAGAAGCGCGCACGGGAUGUCGGAGUAUCCCGACGAGUGAUUACGGGAUAG
Molecule: messenger RNA, 4599 nt
Organism: Penicillium maclennaniae
Lineage: Eukaryota; Fungi; Ascomycota; Eurotiomycetes; Eurotiales; Aspergillaceae
Product: E3 ubiquitin-protein ligase SSM4
Exons: 3
Coding region: 1-4599 (1532 amino acids)
Cellular component (GO): endoplasmic reticulum membrane
Molecular function (GO): zinc ion binding
Source: RefSeq, a predicted model, not a curated record